Molecule: messenger RNA, 10930 nt
Organism: Grus americana (Whooping crane)
Lineage: Eukaryota; Metazoa; Chordata; Aves; Gruiformes; Gruidae
Gene: LAMA3
Product: laminin subunit alpha 3
Exons: 78
Coding region: 1-10314 (3437 amino acids)
Biological process (GO): regulation of cell migration; cell adhesion; regulation of embryonic development
Cellular component (GO): basement membrane
Molecular function (GO): signaling receptor binding
Source: RefSeq, a predicted model, not a curated record
AUGGCCGCGGCGCCGGGCUCCCGGUUCCUCUGGGCGCUCCUCCCGCCGCUCCUCACCCUUUGUCCGGCGCAGACGGAGCACCCCGGCUCCCGCGGGAUGGGGCUCAGCCUCCACCCGCCGUACUUCAACCUGGCCACGGCAGCCAGCAUCUGGGCGACGGCCACCUGCGGGGAGGCGGCGGCGGGCGGCGGCGGCGGGCGGCCGGAGCUGUACUGCAAGCUGGUGGGGGGGCCGGCCGCUGCCCCCCUGGGGCGCGCCAUCCAGGGACAGUUUUGUGAUUAUUGCAAUGCUGCUGAUCCCAGUAAAGCUCACCCGGUAACCAACGCAAUUGAUGGCACGGAGCGCUGGUGGCAAAGUCCUCCUCUUUCUAUGGGCUUGAAAUACAACGAAGUCAAUGUCACUUUAGAUCUGGGACAGCUCUUCCAUGUUGCCUAUAUCCUUAUCAAGUUUGCAAAUUCUCCUCGUCCAGAUCUCUGGAUCUUAGAAAGAUCAGUGGACUUUGGAAGAACUUACACUCCCUGGCAAUAUUUUGCUCACUCCAAAGUAGAUUGUUUGGAGCGUUUCAGAAAGGAAGCUAAUCUUCCAGUGAGGAGCGACAGCGAUGUCCUUUGCACCACAGAGUAUUCUCGCAUUCUACCUCUUGAAAACGGAGAGAUUGUAGUAUCUUUGGUAAAUGGCCGCCCAGGAGCAAAAAACUUCACUUAUUCCCCUAGUCUUCAAGAAUUCACAAAAGCAACAAACAUCCGCCUUCAUUUUCUCAGAACUAAUACGCUUCUUGGCCACUUGAUAUCGAAAGCUCAACGAGACCCCACUGUAACCCGCAGAUAUUACUACAGUAUAAAGGACAUCAGUAUUGGUGGUCGAUGUGUUUGCCAUGGCCAUGCUGAAGUAUGUAAUGCAAAGAGUGCUGAAAACCAAUACCAGUUUCAGUGUGAAUGUCAGCAUAACACUUGUGGGAAAACCUGUGAUCGCUGCUGCCCUGGAUAUAAUCAGAAACAGUGGCAACCUGCAACGGCUGGGAGCACAAAUCUAUGCGAACCGUGCAAUUGCCAUGGUCAUGCCACUGAUUGCUACUAUGAUGCUGAGGUUGAUCAGCGUCGAGAAAGCUUAAACAUCCAUGGGCAUUAUGAAGGUGGAGGAGUCUGUGUUAACUGCCAGCAUAACACAGCUGGUAUUAACUGUGAAAAGUGUGCAAAAGGUUACUAUCGUCCCUACGGUGUUCCAGCAAGAGCUCCUGACGGCUGUAUACCCUGCAGUUGUGUCUCGGAGCAUGCAGAGGGCUGUGAGGAAGGGUCUGGCCGCUGCUUCUGUAAGCAGAAUUUCCAGGGAGAAAGCUGUGAACGCUGUGCUGAUGGAUUCUAUGGUUAUCCGUUUUGUGUCCGUAUUCCUGUACAUCAUUUUACUUCUCCAAAUCCAAGAGAUGCUGUGGCUGGUGACAUAAUUGAAGGUGGCUGCAAACCAGGGUAUUUUGGCCCCCAGUGUCUGCCGUGCCAGUGCCACGGCGCAGGAGUGCUGGGCGGUGACUGUGAUGAGAACACGGGACAGUGCAGAUGUCGAACUGGAUUUUGGGGGUUUUCCUGUGAUACCUGUGCAGCUGGGUAUUUUCAUUACCCCUUCUGCCAGGUGUGCGAAUGUAAUUUAGCGGGUACCCAGCCCGAAGUCUGCGAUUUUCUCGGGAAGUGUCUUUGUCGCUCUGGGGUAGCUGGACUUCAGUGUGACAGCUGUCAGCCUGGCCACCACUCUUUCCCUGCCUGCCAAGAAUGUAACUGUGAUGCUGUUGGCUCAAUGGAGAAUACAUGUGGUCCUAAAGGUCAGUGUCUGUGCCAUACUAACUACUCUGGACUUAGAUGUGACCGGUGCGCUCCAGGUUAUUACAACUAUCCCAGCUGCUUACCUUGUGAGUGCUCUCCUGAUGGUUCCAAGCACAGCACGUGUGAGCCAAUGGUGGGGCAGUGCGAGUGUCAAACAGGAGUCACGGGGCGGCGGUGCGACAGAUGCCUUUCUGCAGCUGGCAGUUUCCCCUACUGCAAAGGUGUCAACAGUGAAUGUGACCCUUCAGGCAGCGUUGGUUCUCAUUCCGGCUAUUGUCAAUGUCUUCAGCAUGUUGAAGGUCCUACCUGUAGUAAAUGCAAACCGUUGUACUGGAACCUGGCCAAAGAGAACCCUGAGGGAUGUACAGCAUGCCAGUGUGAUGUGACUGGAACACUAAGUGGAGUUGCAGAAUGUCAGCAGGACAAUGGGCAUUGUUACUGCAAAUCUAAUGUUUGUGGAGAUUCCUGUGACACUUGUGAACCUGGUUUUUAUGCUCUGGAAAACAAGAAUUAUUUUGGCUGCCGAGGCUGUCGGUGUGAUGUUGGAGGAUCCAUCAGCCCGGUGUGUACUGAGCCCUCGGGUGGCUGCCGGUGCAGGGCGCACGUCGUGGGGACGGCCUGUCGGGAGCCUGAAAAAAACUAUUUUUUCCCUGAUCUGCACCACAUGAAGUUUGAGAUUGAAGAUGGUACUACUGUCAAGGGAAGGGAAAUUCGGUUUGGCUAUGAUCCUCUGGAAUUUCCUGGCUUCAGUUGGAGAGGAUAUGCCCGGAUGUCCUCUAUACAACCAGAGGUGGUUGUGCCUAUCACUGUGGCUUCCCCUAAGCUCUUCCACCUAGUCCUCCGCUAUGUCAGCCUGGGCUCAAAAACCUCUAAAGGGAAGAUCUCAGUUGCUGAGGGAAAACAUUUUGGCACUAAUUAUACUUGGGCUGCUCAGAGCAAAGAGUUUAUCUUCCCACCCAGCAAGGAGCCAGCUUUUGUCACAAUCCCAGGAAAAAGCUCCGCAGAGCCUUUCUCACUGGUUCCAGGCAUGUGGACUGUCAGCAUAAUGGCAGAGGAAGUCCUCUUGGAUUAUAUGGUGCUGUUACCGAGUGACUACUACGAAGCAUCCAUCUUGCAGAUACAAGUUACAGAGCCUUGCACCUAUUCAGGACGUGCUUCAACAGAACACUGCUUGCUGUAUCAGCAUUUACCAUUGGAAAGGUUUUCCUGCGUCCUUGGUUCAGAGGCAGCGUAUUUCAGACAUGGGGGAGAGUACGGAAGAAUCCCUGUGCGACAGCCAACUCCUGAUCAACCAGUGAUGACCCAUAUCAGCGGAAGAGAGGUCAAUUUACAGAUGACCAUAAAUGUACCUCAAGUCGGUCGCUAUGUUCUGGUUUUUGAAUAUGCCAAUGAAGACAAUCAGUUAUACACUGCCGAGGUAAUAAUACAUAGCCCUGGACCUGUCACUGAAGGCAGAGUGAGAAUAUAUAGUUGUAAAUACAGUUUCCUUUGUCGCAGCGUUGUAGUUGAUGACAGGAAUCGCAUUGCAGCCUAUGACCUUCUAGCAGAUACAAAGAUACAUCUUAAGGCAUCGUCAAUUAAUUUUCUUCUGCACAAGGUUUGUAUUAUAUCAGCUGAAGAAUUUUCUCCAGAAUAUGUGGAUCCUAAAGUACAGUGCAUAGCUGCUUACAGGAGUACCCCUGAUGGAAGUGCAACAUGCGUUCCCUCAGUGUAUGAAACGCCACCAGGAACUUUGGUUUUAGAUGCGUUUAAGGAUGGGGAAAUUUCUGAAGUACGGAGAAAUAUACUCUAUGAUCCACUGAGUGCCCCUUUACCGUCUGAAUCAGUUAAUGGAGUCACCUUGACACCGUUACAGAACCAGAUUACCUUGGGUGGCAGAGUGCCCCGCUUGGGCAGAUACGUGUUUGUGAUACAUUUUUAUCAGCCAACACACCCGGUGUUCCCUGCGCAAGUGCGUGUGGAUGCAGGACGUGUGUGGUCAGGUUCUUUCAAUGCUUCAUUCUGCCCUCAUACCUCUGGCUGUCGGGAUCAGGUGAUUGCAGAAAACCAAAUUGAGCUUGACAUUUCUGAACCUGAGGUCUCUGUUACAGUGAUGAUACCUGAUGGAAGAAUGCUGGUUCUGGGAAAUGUCUUAGUUGUUCCAGCAGACACCUACAGUUACAAAAUUCUUGACAAAAAGACAGUGGACAAGUCAUUUGAUUUUAUCAGCCAAUGUGGAGGAAACAGUUUUUAUAUUGACCCAGAAGAAUCAUCGGCCUUCUGUAAGGACUCUGUAAGGUCACUAGUGGCUUUCUACAACAACGGAGCCCUGCCAUGUAAUUGCCAUAGCGCAGGUGCCAUGAGCCCUACUUGCAGCCCCCUGGGAGGACAGUGUAUUUGCAGACCUAAUGUCAUCGGUCGUCAGUGCAGCCGAUGCCAAACUGGCUACUAUGGAUUCCCAUUCUGCAAGUUAUGCAACUGCGGGCAGCGUCUUUGUGAUGACAUGACUGGUAAAUGCAUUUGCCCUCCGCAAACUGUGAAACCAAAAUGUGAAGUCUGCGAGAAACAUUACUUCAGCUAUCACCCUCUUGCUGGCUGCGAGAGCUGCAACUGUUCAGAAAGAGGAGUCGUUAAUGUGGCAAGCCCAGAAUGUGAAAAAACCAACGGGCAAUGCAAAUGCAAACCAGGAAUAAAAGGACGGCGGUGUGAUCAGUGUGCUCCUGGUACUUACGGUUUCCCAAACUGCGUGCCGUGUAACUGUAACAGAGAUGGAACAGAACCAGAUGUUUGCGAUCCCCAGACAGGAAUUUGUCUCUGCAAGGAGAAUGUUGAAGGUACAGAAUGUGACACUUGCCGACCAGGAUCCUUUUAUCUGGACCCUUCUAAUCCCAAGGGAUGCACCUCUUGUUUUUGUUUUGGGGCAACCAGCCACUGUCGCAGCACAGAUCGUCGUAGAACCAAGUUUGUGGACAUGAGGAACUGGCGCUUGGAGGCAGUGGAUGAAAAUAUUGACAUUCCAGUCACUUUCAAUCCAGUCAGUAAUAGUGUAGUUGCUGAUGUUCAAGAAUUGCCUACUUCAGUGCAUAGUUUAUACUGGAAAGCACCACCAUCUUACCUGGGAGAGAAGCUUUCUUCAUAUGGUGGCUUCCUAAGUUACCAAGUGAAAUCUUUUGGCUUACCUAGUGAGGGCAUGGUUCUUCUGGAUAAGAGACCUGAUAUACAACUAACAGGCCGGCAAAUGAAAAUUGUUUAUAUGGAUCCCAACAACCCACUGCCUGACCGUCAAUAUUAUGGCCGUGUGCAGCUAGUUGAGGGAAACUUCAGGCAUGCCAGCAGCAAUAACCUGGUAUCCCGAGAAGAACUGAUGAUAAUCCUGUCUAGACUAGAUGGCUUACACAUCAGAGGCCUUUACUUCACGGAGACUCAGCGAUUAACCCUUGGUGAGGUUGGGCUGGAAGAAGCCACCAGCGCAGGAAGCGGCAGCGUUGCAUACAGUGUAGAGACAUGCUCCUGCCCUCCGGAGUACGCUGGUGACUCAUGUCAGGAAUGUGGCCUUGGAUAUUAUCGUGAGAAUAAAGGAUUAUUUAAUGGACGCUGUGUCCCCUGCAACUGCAAUGGAAAUUCAAAUAGGUGUCAAGAUGGUACUGGAAAAUGUAUUAACUGUCAGUAUAAUACUGCUGGGGAGAAAUGCGAGCGCUGUAAAGAUGGUUAUUUUGGAGAUGCCACUCAAGGUUCCUGUCGGGUGUGUCCUUGCCCUUAUACAAACAGAUUUGCAACCGGCUGUGUGGCAAAUGGUGAAGAAAUUCAGUGUCUUUGCAAAGAAGGCUAUACCGGCGUUCGUUGUGAACGCUGCGCUCCAGGAUAUUUUGGAAAUCCACAAAAAUAUGGAGGCUACUGUCAGAAAUGUAAUUGUAAUAAUAAUGGACAGCUGGCUAGCUGUGACCGCCUGACUGGAGAAUGUUUCAAUAACGAACCAAAAGAUGUGGAUCCCAAUGAAGAUUGUGACCCUUGUGAUAGCUGUGUAAUUACACUGCUGAAGGAUCUGAGCACAAUAGGUGACGAGCUUCAGCUGAUUAAGUCUCAGCUGCAAAACGUCCAUGCGAGUACCCACACACUGGAGCAGCUGAGACAUCUGGAAACACGCAUCAAGGACUUAAAGGUCUUAUUGAACAAUUACCGUUCUGUUGUUCGUAAUCAGGGUUCAAAGGUAGAUGAGUUGGAGACAGAAUUCAUUAACCUAAAUCAUGAUGUAAAUGCUCUCCAGGAAAAGGCUGAAAUGAACUACAAAGCAGCUGAGAUAUUAUUUAAUAAUUUUGGCCAAACUCAUCAGAAAGGAAAGGAUUUGGUUUCACGAAUACAAAUAGUUGUUAACAAUAUACAAGUGCUUUUGGAACAAAUAGAUGGUACAAAUGCAGAAGGUAACAACUUGCCCUUGGGAGAUGCUGCCAAGGAACUGGCUGAAGCUCAACGCAUGAUGACGGAGAUGCGAAACCGCAACUUUGGCCAGCUUCAAGCAGAGGCGGAGAAGGAGAGAACAGCAGCUCAGCUGCUACUGGCACGUAUUAAGAAUGAGCUACAAAAGUACCACCAAGAAAAUCAUGGGCUUAUUAAAAUUGUGAGGGAUUCAUUAAAUGAAUAUGAAUCCAAAAUCACUGACCUUCGUGCAGCUCUGAAUGAAGCAACAGGACAAAUCAAGCAGGCUGAAAACUUAAACAGAGAUAAUGGAGUUCUGUUGGAAGACAUUAAGAAACGGAUUGAGGAGACAAAUAUACAACAGAACAGUAUCCUGGAUAUUCUGAGCUCUGCUCGAUCUUCUCUGGCACAAGCUAACAGUGUACUUGGAUUAUUGCAAAAGAGCAAAGAGGAAUAUGAAAGCCUGGCUGCUCAGCUGGAUGGAGCAAGGAAGGAUAUGAAGGAAAAGCUGACAAAUCAGUCCUUGUCAGCAAGCAAAGAACCAUUGGUGGUGAGGGCUGAGGAACAUGCCAAAUCUUUGCAAGACUUGGCAAAACAACUGGAAGAAAUAAAGAACAGCGCCAGGAAGGACGAGUUGGUAGGCUGUGCUGUGGAAGCUUCUACUGCCUAUGACAGUAUUAUUAAUGCCAUCAAAGCAGCAGAGGAAGCAGCCAACAAAGCUGGGAAUGCAGCUGACUCAGCUUUAUCGACUGUGAAGAGAGAAGACCUAUCAGGAAAAGCUGCAAAGUUAAAAACCGAGAGCAGUACACUCUUGAAUCAAGCACAGGAGACUGAAAGGACAUUGAAAGCUAUUGGUCCAACCCUUGAAGACCUAAAGCAAAGACUUGAUGUCGCUGAUGCAAAGAAGAAUACACUGCAAAUUGAUCUUGUCACUCUUCAAAAUAAUCUCAAUGGGAUAAACAGAGAUGACAUUGACAGCAUUAUCACCAAUGCAAACAACAUGGCAAAAAGUGCCGAGGAUGUCACAGAUAAUAUAUUGGAUGAACUGCUCCCAAUUCGAGUAGAUGUGGACAACAUGAAGAAUACCUAUGGAAACACACAGAGUGCUGGCUUCAGUAAAGCGUUGCUGGAGGCAAAUAAUUCAGUAAAAAAAUUGACAAACAAACUCCCAGAUCUGUUCAGCAAGAUCAAGAGUAUCAACCAACAGCUGAUGCCAAUAAGCAACAUCUCUGAGAACGUAAAUCGCAUAAGAGAGCUGAUUCAGCAGGCAAGAGAUGCUGCAAAUAAGGUUGCUAUUCCUAUGAGGUUUAAUGGCAGCUCUGGUGUAGAGGUUCGACCUCCAAGCAACCUUGAAGAUCUGAAAGGCUAUACUUCACUUUCUUUCUUUCUCCAAAAACCUCGGACACAAGCAGACAUGGCAUCAAAUAAUUUUGUACUGUACCUGGGUAAUAAAGAUGCUUCCAAGGACUAUAUUGGUAUGGCUGUGACAGGUGGUCGACUCACUUGUGUCUACAACCUGGGAGGUGGCGAUGUAGAAUUAGAUGUGCAGCCAUUUGUGACUCAAAGCGAAACUGAGGAAGCCAUUAUGGAUCAAGUUAAAUUUGAAAGGAUUUACCAGUAUGUAAAGCUGAAUUACAUUGAAGCAGCAACAUCAAAUUCUCCAAAGCAUGAAAAUCCUUUGACUGCAAGCAGUGGAACCAAUUACACUCUCCUAAAUCUUGAUCCCAACACUGUUGUCUUUUAUGUUGGAGGAUACCCACCAGAUUUUAGGCCUCCACGUAAGCUAGACUAUCCUCAUUAUGAAGGCUGCAUUGAAUUAGACUACCUAAACGAGCAUGUUAUCAGCCUUUACAACUUCAAGAGGACAUUUAAUCUCAAUACCACUGAAGUACAACCCUGCAGAAGGUAUAAAGAAGAGACUGACCAAAGCUAUUUUGAAGGCACUGGUUAUGCCAGUGUCACAUUGAAAGAACCAAAUGCCCACGGCCAAGUACGCUACGAGCAGACAAUUGAGACUACUGCAGAUGAAGGCAUUGUGUUUUUUGCAGCAAAUGGGGAUCAGUUCAUCAGUGUGCUCAUUAAAGAUGGUCAUACGGUUUUUAGAUACAAAGUUGACUCUGAGCCUCCAAAAGAAAUUGAAAACAACAAAACUAUAAAUAGUGGAACAUAUGAACAAAUUCAUUUGGUGCUUGCCCGAAAAAAGAACACUGUUCAUGUCAGUCAUAAUAUUAUAGCCAACAUAACUGUCUUCCCUUUCACUACAUAUUACCUAGGUGGAAUUCCACUUUCUCUACGGGAACGCUUUAAUAUAUCCACACCUCCAUUCCGGGGCUGUAUGAAGAAUGUGAAAAACCCCAACACUGCAUCUGUUAUUUUUGACAAGACUGUUGGUGUCAGCAAGAAAUGUUCAAAUGACUGGAAGCUUGUCAGAUCUGCAGCUUUCUCCAAGAAGGGAACACUGAGCCUGAGUGCGGCGGGUUUCCCAUUUCCUAACGAUUUCCAAGUUGGCUUUGGCUUUCAGACCAUGGCAUUGACUGGAACACUCUUAAAUUAUGAUCUAUCGCCUAAUAUUCUUACCAUCUUUCUGAGACCUGGCAUUUUAACUGCAAAGAUGGGAGAGACAAAAAUUGAAGUGAAAAAUAAAUAUGAAGAUGGGUCAAUGCAUUAUGUGACAGUAAUAAAAAUACAAAACAAAGUAUAUCUGCUGGUUGAUGAUAAUGUGGCGUCAGCAGUAGUUAACUCUCAAAGAGCACAGGCAUUAAUCAAUCCUAUAAAAUUUGGUGGAGAAGAUUUUGAAGGUUGCAUCUCAAACAUCUUUAUAAAAAGGGAAGGUCAGCUCCCUGAGGUUCAAAAUCUUGUUAAUUAUACUGCAAAGACUGGUGUGUCCCUCGGAGCUUGCCACAAAUACGAGAACCUUCAACCACUGCUGCUGAAAGAAUUUAAAAAUCCUCUCAGGUUUAAGAUGCUCAAGAAUGAAAAAUACCUUGAUUAUUUGAAAGCCUCUAAUGUGCAAAACCAGCAAAACCACACUUCACCAACUUGGUUAAAUGUCAGCAGUGAAGCGUAUCUCCUUGGAAACACACCCAAGAGUUUCAUGUCCUACAUGUUUUCUCCACCAUCAUCUACAGACAGGUUACAUUUUUCUGUAGAUGUACGGACUCGAUCAUCAAGAGGGUUAAUAGUUUUCAUGGAGGAAAAGUCUGAGGACUCUUAUAUGGCUCUCCACAUUUCAAAAGGACGUUUUGUCUUUUCACUUGGCUCUGGAGGAAAACGAAUCAAAAUCAAAACCAGUAUUAAAUACAAUGAUGGGCAAUGGCACACUGUUGUCUUCAGCACAGAUGGGAAGAAUGUCCACCUUGUUGUUGAUGGUCUAAGGGCCCAGCACGGAAGAUUAGCAACAAAUUCUGCCAUCAGCAUUAAGCCACCAAUCUAUGUGGGAGGGCUGCCAUCACUGAAAGGACAGAAUAUACCAACGAACAGUUUCAAGGGUUGCCUGAGGAAUUUUAAGAUGAACGGAAAAGUCAUGAAUGCACCUCAGCAAAAAAAUGGCAUACUUCCAUGUCUGGAUGUUCCCAUGGACACAGGGAUUUAUUUCUUUAAUGAAGGAGGAUAUAUCACCAUUGGUAAUUUGCUGAUGGGCUCGGAUUUUAAGAUUGUAUUUACUGUUCGACCAAGGACUUCAACAGGUAUACUCCUCCAUGCUGGAAGCAAGGAAAACAACUACUUGACUAUUUACAUGGAAGGAGGAAAGAUCAUUGCUGCUGGAAAUAGUGGUGCUGGAGAAUUCCAAACAUCAGUCACACCUAAGCAACCUCUGUCUAAUGGACGGUGGCAUACUAUUGCAGUCUUUCAGAAGAAGAACACAGUGCAGCUAGAGGUGGGCACGCAGAGUAACUAUACCACUGGACUCCUACCUUCUCCUCCAAGACUUGUUCAUCAGCCACUCUACUUCGGCAAAAUUCCAGCAAAUUUGGACACACUGUGGCUUCCAGUUAAAGACCCAUUUUUUGGCUGUCUUCGGAAUAUUAAUAUCAAUAACAAACAUGUCUCCACCAGGAGUAUUUCAGAGGUUCAUGGUGUAGUGAGUUUGCAUGGGUGCCCGGUGAAAUAACUUGGCUGUUACAGUAGUACAUGCACCAGGCUGGGUCUGCUGAAAUACUGUGUGAGUUCAUGCAACGUGGGUUCCCCCUUUGCUGAUCACGGUGUGAUGGUGUCAUCAGGCUGGUUAUUCAGAAGAGUUGGUGAGGAAACACAUCCUCUGGAUGUGGACUGCACCAAAGCAAAUUAAGAGUCUUUGCUUUGAUAAAACUCUCUUUUAAAUGUUAUUGAUUUCCAAGGUAAUCCGUCGUGCCUUUUGAAAUAUAUGCAGAAAAUAUAAUUGUAUAUACCGUACUGGGCCAAAUUCUGCUCUCACCUGCAACAGCAUAGACUUGAGUAACUCCAGUGUCUUAAUUUUGGAAAUUUGCCUUAAUGCUGGUCAUCUUGAGAGCAAAUUUGAUCCACUAAUAUAAAGAAUUUUAUAAAAUAUAAAUCUCUUUGGAUUGAUGUUUAUACAGAAAUGUACAUUAAUGUUAAAAGUAAUAAUAAUAAUAAUAUAAAUGGAGUUUGAAGCACUUUAAGGAGUGAAACUCUGGGAGUUUGUUACAAUGCUAGGAAUUCUGGGGCCAAAUAAAUGCAGUAUGUUCUUAAAACCAUCCAUUUUCUUGUUUGGUUCUUUUAACCAGGUG